This is a messenger RNA of Cercopithifilaria johnstoni, 1134 nucleotides long. The record is from the annotation of a GenBank genome assembly. NCBI's taxonomy places the organism in Eukaryota, Metazoa, Nematoda, Chromadorea, Rhabditida, Onchocercidae.
AUGUAUCGCAAUCAUGUUGAUGUGUUGAUUGCACCGGAAUUCUUGGAUCCAUUCUUGGCUUUGCUCAGAAUGCGUGGUAUCAGUGAUAUAAAAAUUGUUGCAAAUGAUAUACAGAAAGAAAUAGAUCGGGAGAGGAGAGAUUUAGCAUAUGCAAUGAAACAUCGUCGUUCUCGACGUUUUACGAGAGAUGAUUCAUUAGCUGACUUCAAUCUUACUGCUUAUCAUCGUUAUGACAAGAUUGUGGAAUACUUAGAAAUGCUCUCACGAUUAUAUCCAGAUUUAGCUGAAAUAUUUAAUAUUACUAGAACAUAUGAAGGUCGCAAUUUAAUUGGCAUUAAAAUCGGAUCACAAGCUCCAUACAAACCCGCUAUAUUCAUUGAUGCAGGUGUUCAUGCAAGAGAAUGGAUUGCACCUUCAGUAGCCCUUUACAUCGUCAGCAAGCUUGUAACGGAAUAUGCAAAAGAUUCCGGUCUAACGGAUAUGGUAGACAAAUUCGACUGGUAUAUUGUUCCAGUGGCGAAUCCAGAUGGAUAUGAAUAUAGCAUGACUACUGACCGAUUAUGGAGAAAGACACGAUCAAGGAAUGUUACAGUUAACAAAUGGUGCGUUGGUGCUGAUGCGAACAGAAAUUGGGGUUAUCGAUGGGGCGAAGUAGAAGCAAAUCGUAGCCCAUGCUCAAAUAUCUAUCCCGGUUCAGCAGCAUUUAGUGAAGCAGAAACAGCAGGUAUUCGAGAUUUUAUCACUUCUCAGACUCUUGAUCUCAAGAUUUAUGUUAGUUUCCAUAGCUAUGGACAGUUAUUCCUCGCGCCGUGGGGUUAUACCAAUGAUAAACCGAACAAUUAUUAUGAUCAGAAGCAGGCAGCAAGCCUGGCAGUAGAGGCUAUUCGAAAGAGAACUGGUGCAAAGUAUAACUAUGGUACUAUUUCUGAACUAAUGUAUCCAGCAUCAGGAACAAGUAUCGAUUAUAUGCAAGACAAAGGUAUACCUUAUAUCUACGGUAUCGAAUUGAGGCCUGAAGAUACAGAUAGCAACUUCGGUUUUACCAUUCCAGCACGAUUUAUUGAACCUACCGGUGAAGAGAUGAUAUCAGCACUACGAACAAUGACAGAUUAUGUAAAUCAAAAAAUAAAUUAA